Molecule: messenger RNA, 771 nt
Organism: Cynara cardunculus var. scolymus (artichoke)
Lineage: Eukaryota; Viridiplantae; Streptophyta; Magnoliopsida; Asterales; Asteraceae
Exons: 3
Coding region: 1-771 (256 amino acids)
Source: RefSeq, a predicted model, not a curated record
AUGAGAGCACGCACUGAUCCAUGGUUUUCGGAAUUUUUAUUAAGAGUCGGUGAUGGAGAUGAAGAAGCGGUGGACGAAAGCUUUAUUCGCAUACCGGAUGACAUGACCAUUCCCUAUGCUGAUAAAGAGAAUGUCGACGAGAUUAAUGAUCAGUUGAUCGACAAGUUUUCUGGAGAUGAAAAAAUAUACUACAGCUUCGACAAAGCAGAAGAUGAUAAGAACAACAUCUAUCCGAUGGAGUUCUUAAAUUCUUUAACUGUUAGUGGUUUGCCUCCUUAUUACCUUCGUCUCAAGAUUGGAUGCCCAAUAAUACUGUUACGAAAUAUCGAUCCCUCGAAUGGAUUGUGUAAUGGCAUUAGAUUGAUAUGCAGAGGCUUUCAACAGAACGUCAUCGAUGCAGAAAUAGCUGUUGGUCAGCAUGCUGGAAAGAGAGUAUUUCUUCCGAGAAUUCCCUUAUGUCCGUCCGAAGACAACAUGUUCCCGUUUAAGCUGAAGAGAAAACAAUUUGCAAUUUGGCUUAGCUUUUCUAUGACAAUCAAUAAAGCUCAAGGGCAAACAAUUUCGAAUGUAGGUGUUUAUCUACCGGAAUCAGUUUUCUCACAUAGGCAACUUUACGUGGCGUUGUCCAGAGGGAUAUCACGGGGGAAUACGAAGGAAAUAUUUACGGAUGAGUGCAUCACGAAAAACAAACAACAGUUCGAAUAUACGGAUGAACAUUAUUUUACGAACGAUUGUGUUUCUUUGUUCAUUCAAGAAUUUCAAGUUUUGUAA